Molecule: messenger RNA, 448 nt
Organism: Gryllus bimaculatus (two-spotted cricket)
Lineage: Eukaryota; Metazoa; Arthropoda; Insecta; Orthoptera; Gryllidae
Source: the annotation of a GenBank genome assembly
AAUAGAGAUCAAAGAGAACAAUUAUUUUCAUGGAAAAUGAGAUGAACCGAGGACAUAGAAAAUGGAUCAGAAGAAUGUUUCAUCUUACAACUCAAUUCAAAUAGGGAAAAGCUGUUCGCGAGCAAAGGAAGAGCGUGCUGUCGUGGCAGGAACAACGGCGCUGUCUUUGGGAAUCGAUUCAAUCGCAGCGGCCGGGAGGAUGCGCCGCUCGUACGUGGUCCGCCCGAGGAAGAAGCUCGCGUGCAACACGGGGCGGAGGACUCGGCGCGAAGCCACCUGCGCCGGGCGGGAUCUGACGCCCGCCACCGGACGCUGGGGCCAGCCUGGCGGCUUUCGCUCGCGCCGCACCCACCCUCUUCCCUCCUACCAACCUGUUUCCCGAACUCCCUAUCCGCAUUUCUGCCUAUUCGCCUAUUUCCCUAUCUCGCUCAACCCUCUAUCCGCCUAA